This is a messenger RNA of Dermacentor silvarum, 2015 nucleotides long. Its product is annotated as inositol hexakisphosphate kinase 3. Gene Ontology annotation, biological process: phosphatidylinositol phosphate biosynthetic process; inositol phosphate biosynthetic process. The coding region runs from base 671 to 1738 and encodes 355 amino acids. The transcript has 6 exons. The record is from RefSeq and is a predicted model, not a curated record. NCBI's taxonomy places the organism in Eukaryota, Metazoa, Arthropoda, Arachnida, Ixodida, Ixodidae. Gene Ontology annotation, cellular component: nucleus; cytoplasm. Gene Ontology annotation, molecular function: inositol hexakisphosphate kinase activity.
GGUCACAUGUUGGCCCGAGCAGCAGCUCGCGUCGCCAGCUGAGCAUCCCUUCAAUGUUCGGUUUACGCUCGGGCGGUGUAGUGCGGUGCGAGUGUUGUGUCGUGUCGUUGCCUGAUUGCCCGACAGUGGUGGUGUGACGGUCGUCGAUGCCUGCGUCUUCGGCACAGUGCGGAUAGAAUCACACUUUCGCAGUGUUCGCUGACAAGGUAGGAUGACUCCCGUGGCGCCCGCGGACGCUGUUUUCUCUUCUACUGUUCGGGCGCGGGUGGGGAGAAGGAGAUCGUGGGAGGCUUCUUUUUUUCGCAGCCGCCUCUUUGGAAAGAAAAGAACGCGACCGGCGGUUCCUCGAGAGCGGGAGAGACAAGCAAACAAAGUAUAAUAAACCUUCUUGGUUGGCGAUGGGCGGGCGUGGGGAGGGAAUGACGGAAAUAAAAGAAUUAAAACGAAAGGAAGUGAACGGCGCAGCCCCUCUCAAUUCUUCCUGGAAAUCACUGCAGCAGCAGCAAGAACAACAUCGGCUCUGUAGGCAUCUCUCUCGGGUCACGCGGUGUUUUUCCACGGCGUCGUCUCUCCCUCCAGUGGCGUCGAGCGGUCUGCUGCGUAGGCUUCCCCCACGGCAACCCCCACAAAGUGCCGUUUGGUGGUGGUCUGGACUUGGCACGGAUCACGCAUGGCACAACCUUGGACAGAAAACGGAGUGAUGGUGGUGCACAUGGCCAGUGGGGGCCGUGGGGACACAGAAGCCGUGCUGCUGCCAUUCACCCACCAGGUGGGGGGACACAGCCGUAUGUUGCUGCUGGACCCAGGCACCCUGUGCAAGCCGCUCAUUCCAAGGGAGCUCCACUUCUACCUGCACGUGCCGCGUGAGAUGCGACCCUUCGUGCCCGCCUACAAGGGCGUCAUCCAGGUGCACCACGGGCACGCCAGCGAGGAUGAGGACGACGAGGAUGACGAGUCGUGGUGCCAGGGGAAGCCGUCCGGGAGUGAAGCCUCGCAACUCAGGGUGCAAAUAUGCAGCUGCAACGAGGAACGCCUGUUGCUGCGCGAGUCUUCAUCAUGGAGUGGAAGUCAAUACCUGUUGUUGCUGGAGAAUGUUGUGUCGCACUUCCGCCGGCCAUGCAUUCUGGACUUGAAGAUGGGCACACGGCAGCACGGUGACGAUGCCUCGGAGGAGAAACGCCAUCGCCAGAUGGCCAAAUGCGCUGCCAGCACUUCUGCUUCCUUGGGUGUCCGCAUCUGCGGCAUGCAGGUGUACCAGUCGGGCAGCUUCAUGUGCCGGGACAAGUACUACGGCCGGAGGCUGGACGACCGGGGCCUGCGCCACUGUCUGCGGCAGUUCUUCCACGAUGGCUACAGGCUGCGUGCCGACCUGGUGGCACUGGUCACGCAGCGACUACUUGGGCUGCGCCGUGCCGUCGAGCGCCAGAACUCAUUCCGCUUUUAUUCGUCCUCGCUGCUCGUCAUCUACGAGGGCUCUUCACCAUCUUCUUCCUCGCACGAAGACGACGAGGCCAGUCACUCCAGCAGUACAGCGGGGACUGCGGCCGAGUCUGAAGAGGACGACGCGCCGUCGCCACCACGCGUGGACGUGCGAAUGAUCGACUUUGCACACACUACACACGAGGGCUACGAGGGAGACACCACACGACACUGCGGGCCGGAUGCGGGGUACCUGCUCGGACUGGACAAUCUGGUGCGGCUGCUGAGCGAGGUGCAGGCGUCGGCCGUCGACACGUAGAUUGGACGCCCCGUGCAUCGUGCCGUUUCGUUGCGCGCCCGCCCUCUAGGAAAGGCGGUGGUGUUACCGCGCCAGUGACUGGUUGAAUUUCAGGAUGCCCCGAGUGUGAGUGAGAAGCAGAGAAACUUGUAUAUACAUAACAGCCCUGCCAGUUUGCCGGCAAGGGGCCUUACCUCACUGCCAGCUUUCACACCUUCGACUGUGGACAGGCUGGGUGGAGGCAUCGCUGACUGUGUUUGGGACAACAACACGUGCGAAAAGACUUUUUUUUUCUUUA